AUGAAGUGGAGCAGAGUGCUAACUGUCGUCGCUGCGGUCGGGAGCUGCACGGCGGCCAAGUCGUACAGGUAUGACCGGAAAAAUAUAAGGAAGUACGACAAGGUGUCGCCCAGCCUGGACGAGGUGCAGAAGCAGGCGGCUGUGGCGAAGACCAACCAGUGGACCUCUUCUGUGCCUGGCAAGGCGUUCGAUCGGUUCGUGGUGAUAUGGCUGGAGAACACGGACUUCGACAAGGCUGCUGGGCAGCAGGAUAUGCAGUGGCUGGCGCAGCAUGGCAUCACGUUGACGAACUACUGGGCACUGACCCACCCGUCGCAACCCAACUACCUGGCGUCGGUGGGGGGCGACUACUUCGCGUUGGACGACGAUCGCUUCAUCCAGGUGCCUGAGAAUGUGUCGUCGAUUGUGGAUCUGCUGGACACGAAGCAGAUCACAUGGGCCGAAUACCAGGAAGACCAGCCAUAUACCGGCUUCCUGGGCUACAAUUUCUCAAACCAGGAGACGUACGCCAGUGCGUAUGUGCGCAAGCACAACCCGCUGGUUCUGUUUGACUCAGUGACGUCCAACGAGGACCGCCUGGCCAACAUCAAGAACUUCACGGAGUUCUACCGUGACCUGAAGGACAAGUCGCUGCCGCAGUAUAUGAUAAUUACGCCGAAUAUGACGAACGACGGGCAUGACACGAACAUCAAGGUGGCCGGCGAGUGGUCCAGGUCGUUCUUGGAGCCACUGUUGAAGGAUGAGUACUUCAUGAACAACACCCUCGUGCUGCUGACAUUUGACGAGAACGACACAUACCCGACGAAGAACGUUGUUUUCUCCAUUCUGCUCGGUGGUGCUGUGCCAGAAAAACUAAGGGGAACGGAAGACCACACCUAUUACGACCAUUACAGCCAGCUCUCCUCUGUUGAGGCGAACUGGGACUUGCCAUCUCUUGGCAGACACGAUGCCACUGCCAAUGUUUUUGAGCCACUGGCAAAGAUCGCAUCCAUCCGGAACGAUGAGGUGGAGACCACUUACAAGUUCAACAACUACACCUAUUUGGGAUAUUUCAACGACCGUUCCAUAUCGUUUCCUGCUCCUAAUAUCACCCUCAUUAACAAGAAUGGCAAAGGUGUGCUUGAGUCCAUUAGGGAAAAGUGGGAGAAGGAGUACUACAACCAGGUAGAGCGUAACUACUUCACCUCCACGACUACUACCAUUACCCCGGGCUCGUCCCCAACUGUGGUAGUGGAUCGCCCGGCAAGCGAUAGCCCUGUCACUGAAUCGGGCAGCAGCAGCAUCCGCCCAACUGGUACGGUAGCGCAAGACGAAAAAGGUACUUUGACCAACCCUUCACCCUCCGUGACGUUUACUGGACACGCCCCAGCUCUUGUCGCUCCCAUCGACAAGCUGGUGCUGCUGGCGCUCUUGGGCUAUUUUCUAAACUAG
Molecule: messenger RNA, 1431 nt
Organism: Eremothecium gossypii ATCC 10895
Lineage: Eukaryota; Fungi; Ascomycota; Saccharomycetes; Saccharomycetales; Saccharomycetaceae
Product: ADR238Cp
Exons: 1
Coding region: 1-1431 (476 amino acids)
Biological process (GO): phospholipid catabolic process
Molecular function (GO): hydrolase activity, acting on ester bonds
Source: RefSeq, marked provisional